This is a messenger RNA of Durusdinium trenchii, 200 nucleotides long. The record is from the annotation of a GenBank genome assembly. NCBI's taxonomy places the organism in Eukaryota, Dinophyceae, Suessiales, Symbiodiniaceae.
GUGCCCCUUCAAUAUUGGCAAUGACAGCUGCUGCCUCGUCGGGGCUCCGUGCAUCCUCUUCUCAAAGUACGGGUUGAAACAGGGCUUCAAGAACGUGGUGCUCAAAAAGGUUCAUGAUGUGGCCACGAAGUUCAUGGAUGAGACCCCGGUCUGUGUGCAUGAGAAUGUGCCAGGAUAUGAACAGGUGGGGAAAAGCAGUG